This is a messenger RNA of Seriola aureovittata, 2151 nucleotides long. It is a transcript of the gene fmoda, whose product is annotated as fibromodulin a. Gene Ontology annotation, molecular function: protein binding. NCBI's taxonomy places the organism in Eukaryota, Metazoa, Chordata, Actinopteri, Carangiformes, Carangidae. The record is from RefSeq and is a predicted model, not a curated record. The transcript has 6 exons. The coding region runs from base 164 to 1213 and encodes 349 amino acids.
AGAAUGGAAAGGAAGGCAGGGAGGGGAGGAAAGCAAUUUUUUUUUUUUUACAAAGUGUUUGUCGGAGUCCCUUCCACUCCUGAGAAGACUCUGAGUGAGACAGGGGACAAGGAGGGUCGGUCUCUCUGAUCAGAUUACAUUGAAGAUUUGAGUGACUGCGACCAUGCGGCUGGUGAUUGUCUUCCUCUUGUCUGCCCUGCUUCCACUCUCUCUCUCCCAUGGACGGGACCCCUUCGCCUGGUUAUACGGCUGGCAGAGCCAAGGAUACUAUUUUGGCUCCCUACAGGCAGACACCACAGGAGGAGAGUGUCCUGAUGUGUGUGACUGCCCCCCCUCCUUCCCUACUGCCAUGUACUGUGAUGGGCGGGGUCUGACAGACAUGCCAACAAUUCCCUCGCGUGUCAAAUACUUGUACCUCCAAAACAAUGCUAUCACAGCUGUGCCCGACUCGGCCAUGAUCAAUGCAACCAAUCUGGUGUGGCUCAUGAUGCACCACAACCAGCUGACAUCUGAAGCCAUUGGUAAAAAGGCAUUUCUGAAGUUGGAGGGAUUAGAGCGUUUAUAUCUGCAACACAACAAUUUGAACAGCAUUCCUCCCAACCUCCCUCGCUCCCUGCGGGACCUGAGGAUCAAUCAUAACAAGAUUGAAAAGGUAACAUCGGCAGACCUAGAGGGAAUGGAUAACCUCACUAUCCUGUAUCUCCAUGACAAUGCUGUCACAGACAUGAGCACAUCACUGAAGGCUCUGACAUCUCUCACGCUGCUGGACAUCAGUGGCAACAAGCUGACAAAGGUCCCAGAGGCUCUCCCUGAACAUCUGCACCAGCUCUACCUAGAGUCCAACUCCAUUGACUCUCUACCAGAUGACUUCCUGGGCCGUUUCACACAGCUGCAGUAUGUUAGGAUGGCCCACAACCAGCUCACAGACAAGGGUAUCCCUUCCAACACCUUUAAUGUGACUGGGCUGGUGGAGCUGGACCUGAGCUUCAACAAACUAGAGAGAAUCCCUCCAGUCAGCACCACUCUGCAACAUCUCUAUCUGCAAGCCAACCAGAUCAAAGAGUUCACUCUGGGUAGCUUCUGCAGCAUUGUGGAUGUGAUGAAUUUCUCCAAACUGCGAACACUGCGACUGGACGGGAACGAGAUCAGUCGUCAGGACAUCCCCUCAGAUUCAUCCCUGUGCCUGCGGCUGGCUUCCGACAUUGAGGUCUAACUGUGUGUAUGACACAGUUUGUAGCACUCUGCUCACAAACACAUCUGACUUUACAACAUGCUCCAUAAUAUGAAACACAUUAUUUAUAUGUACCAAAACCAAAGCACAGUAGGGUGAUGAUAUAAUUCAAUAUCAACAGCAGAUGGCAGCAGUUAUUAUCCACAAGAGCAAAGACUGUCAUAUGUUUCAGUGAUUUUUAACACCAUUUGGAGAGGCUUUGCCAGAGGCUUGAAAACGGCCUGUUCUCUGUUGAAAAUUACAUUAUUAUUCUCAAUUAGAUUUAUCUUUAUAUGAAAUUUAUAUGAAAUUACAAAUACACUACACUAACACUAUACAUUCUGUAAGACCAAUACGAUUUGUGAGCCAAACGUUUCUUUUUUGCGCAUUGAAAAUAACCUGACCCUGAUCCUCUUUAUAUGUUGCUGUGAGGAUCAAUGAUCUUUGUAUUUUGAAACUAUAGCUGUCAUUAUUUCUCUUUAUCUAUCUCUGUGUUGCCUCAUGUCUUUCAUUGUUUUGUCUGAGAAGCUGAUGAUAAACAGUGUGUAUCAUGUAUGAGGUAAAUUGUAUAAUUUCAAAUCAUUAUCUGUCACAGAAUACUAAGGCACAAUAGUUUAGUGUCUGCUGCAUGAAAAUGCCUUUUUGCAGUUGGGUGCAUUGGGCCAAAUACUGUUUUCUUGUUUGUUUUAAAGCAGGCUGUGACAGCCUGUUUCUGUAGAGGGUCCUCCUUUUGCACAAUGAACUCAAAUUUCCUUAGAGACAUGAAAAAUAUCUUUGUACAAUUUGAAAAAUAUCUCCAUACUGUACUGUAGUGAAUCAGACAUAGAGAGGGCUUUGAGAGUUAUGAUUCUUGAGUUACUGUAUGCAUUGCAUGGAUUAUCAUAUGUUUGUUUCCAAGCCUAUUGCAGAGUAAAUAAAGUUGAGAUUUAUAAGAAAAAAGA